AUGGCAGAGGUGUCUGGGAGGCUGCUGGGGCUGCGUGAGGGGCUUUCUCGCCUACACCUGCGAAGCGACUGGGCUGCUGCCAUCCGAGUCGCUGCCCUGGACUGUGCAGACGAAAAGAACCAGGAAGUGUGCCGCACCUACGACAUCCACUUCUACCCCACCUUCAGGUAUUUUAAAGCAUUUACAAAGGAGUUUACAACCGGAGAAAAUUUUAAAGGACCCGACCGAGAGCUGCAAACAGUCAGACAGACGAUGAUCGACUUCCUGCAGAACCACACGGAAGGAAACCGGCCUCCGGCUUGCCCGCCGCUGGACCCUAUUCCGCCCGGUGACGUUCUUUCUCUCGUUGACAACCAUGGUGGCCAGUACGUGGCUGUGGUAUUGGAAAGCGAUGGCUCCUACCUGGGACGAGAGGUUAUCUUGGACUUGAUUCCGUAUGGAAACAUCGUGGUGACCCGAGCACUGGAUGCGGAUAAAGCGCUUCUGGAGAAACUUGGUGUUUCUUCGGUUCCCUCCUGCUACUUGAUUCACCCAAAUGGGUCACAUGGACUAGUUAACGUGGCGAAGCCUCUCCGGUCCUUCUUUUCCUCUUACUUGAAGUCACUGCCGGGUGUGAGGAAAAAAUUGCUUCGCUUGCCUGAAAAGCCAAAUAAAGAGGAAAACUCGGAAGUUGUGUUUUGGAGAGAAUUUGACAAGUCAAAGCUGUACAUGGCGGACCUGGAGUCGGGAUUGCACUAUCUGCUGCGGGUGGAGCUGGCGACCCACAGGUCCCUGGCCGGAGCAGAGCUGAAGACCCUCAGGGACUUUGUGACUCUUGUUGCCAAGUUGUUCCCCGGCCGGCCGCCCGUCAGGAAGCUGCUGGAGAUGCUUCAGGAGUGGCUGGCCAGCCUUCCCCUGGACAGGAUCCCCUACGACGCCGUCCUCGACCUGGUCAACAACAAGAUGCGGAUUUCUGGAAUAUUCCUUACUAGUCACAUCAAGUGGGUUGGGUGUCAGGGAAGCCACCCUGAGUUGAGGGGCUACCCAUGCUCUCUCUGGAAGUUGUUCCACACUCUGACUGUUGAAGCCUCGGCCCGUCCAGAUGCACUGGUUGGCACAGGUUUUGAAGACGACCCCCAAGCCGUGCUGCAGACCAUGAGGAGGUACAUUCACACCUUCUUUGGGUGUAAAGAAUGUGGUGAGCACUUUGAAGACAUGGCUAAAGAAUCCAUGGAUUCGGUGAAAACCCCAGACCAAGCAAUUCUCUGGCUUUGGAAGAAGCAUAACACAGUAAACAGCCGCCUGGCAGGCCAUCUGAGUGAGGAUCCCAAAUUUCCAAAGGUUCCGUGGCCCACUCCAGACCUCUGCCCGGCCUGCCACGAGGAAAUCAAGGGCCUGGACAGCUGGAACGAGGGCCAUGUGCUCACCUUCUUGAAGCAGCACUACGGCCGCAGCAACCUCCUAGACACAUAUUCUGCGGGCCCGGGAGAUUCUGGGGAAGGAGGGGCUCUGGCCAGGGGGGAUGAGGAGGGGAAGGGGCUCACUCCCCUGGGGAACGCCCCUGGAGACCAGGACACCCAGAGUCUUCGUCCUCCCAGCGGGCCAGGCCCCAGACCCCACGUUGCAGAGAGCUUGCUUCACAGACUAGACAUAAAACUCCGGAGUCCGCACGGGUCUGGGGCCCACAAGGAGGCCGAGGCGGCUGUGCCUUUCCUCGGGGUCGGCUUCUCCAGCCUGGACAUGAGCCUCUGUGUCGUGCUCUAUGUGGCCUCAUCCUUGUUCCUGAUGGUGAUGUGCUUCUUCUUCCGAGUGAGGUCCAAGCGAUGGAAGGUCAAGCUCCAACCGCCCGUGUAGCACGCCUCGUGGUGCGGCGGGACAGGACAGCGGCCCCCACGUGCCGCCACAGCGCUAAUGGUUAUGAUCAGGGAUUCUGUAAACAUGUCGGGCCUGGUUUCACAUCGCGUUUCCCAAGUCCUCGUUGUCCAAACACCCUUUCCACGAGGGAAGACACUGGGUGUUUUGUCGUGGCAAUAUUUGCAUUCCUGGCAUAUGCAGUCUGCUCCCUUUACAGAUCCUACAGCAAAAAGAUUUCUGUAGUUUUACUCUUUUAGAUCUAAAAAAAGAGGGUGGGGAGUUGAGGCCGAAAGAGCACAGUGCUCCCCACACGCGUUCAUCUCACAAGACUGCGUGUCUCAUUCCGCAAGGCCUUGUGUUUGUAUUUGGAGAAAAACCCACCCCCACCCCCACCCCGGGAGGCUGCCGAGCAUUUUAAUUUGGCCACGUGGUGAUGCAGAGUGAGCCGGAAGCACAGUUGGCGUUUCCAGAUGCCUUGCUGUCCCCAGCUGCCCAGGAAGUGGGCUGGACUCUCGGCAGUCUGUCUGUUGCUUUGUGGCUGUCUGGUUGUCCUGCUGAAGCAAGAGAGCUCAGACCCAGAGAAGGAAGGGUUUCCUUGUUGUCUGCACGCUCUGCAGUGGUUCUCACUUCACACGUGGAGAUCUGAACGUGCAGGGCCAGGAAGAGCCAGCAAGCUUCUGGCAGAGUUGCUGCCUUCCAAGAAAAUCCCCAGAGGCCACAUGGAGGAGCCAUGGGGUGAAGGUGCAGGACGGCCCAUUCUGUCCUCAGAGGCAGUGCCUUUGUUUGUUUGUUUGUUUGUUAAUCUGUUGACAAAAGAGAUUUAAGUAGAUGAGGGCCAUCCAAUCCGCCUGUCCAGGUGGGCAGCUCUGGGCCAAGGUGUGAUGCUGGGAGCACAUGCCCCCUGGUGCGAGGGGAGGGGAGGGUUGGCCUGCCCUUGAGGGGUGCAGUCCCCAGGGAGACCUGGGUGAGCCCUGUGUCGUCUGUGUUCUCCAUCACCUAGCAGCAGAUGAGGCACCCACAGGUCCUGCUGUUGAGCUUGGCAGAGGUUAAGGGUGGGAGGUCACAGCAUCCCUCAGAGUGUUUUGUGGUGGCCAGUACCAUGAGCUGUUUUGAGAAGGGUCCCCACAUGGGCACUGGGCUCCCAGACUUUGGUAAUUAUUUAUUUUUUUACCAUUUAGUAAUUUAAAUCCAUUGUAAAUCCCAGAACACUUUUGAUAAAUUUGCCUCUGAAGACUGAACAAAACAAACGUGCUACUUCUGGGACGUUUGUAUUAAGACCCUUUGUGGCUCCUGGCUUGCCUCAUGAGCUGCUUUUUACUUGGACAGACAGGUUCAGGUGUAUUUGCCCAUCUGCGUGUGUGUGUCUGUGUCUGUGUCUGUCUGUCUGUGAUAGUUGUAAAUACUUUUUCCACUUUGUCUAUUUUAUAUUUUAUACUCAUGUGUUUCCUAGUUACAGUUGAUCACGUGGGUGUAUUUAUAAGACCACUGUAAUACUGAUGUUACUGUUGCAGCUUGAGAAGAAGUCGACAGCUGAUCCCUUGAACAGCUGUCAUGAGCGUGGCUGUCCGCAUUGGGUGGAAGGAUCGGGUUGGGGAAGGUUGAGGACAGUUGCCGGCUGGGGAGAGGAAGUGGCCGGACGCCUUGGGCUGCUGCUUCUCUCUUCUGCCGCGAGAGGUUUCUCCUUUGACGCUUCUUAGUCACUAGAAGCCUCUGUGUUUUACCAAACUUGAGCUUGUCUUCGUAGCUGGUUGUAUGCGUGGGUUAUGAUAGACACUGUAUUCUUUCUCUUUCGGCUUGAAAACCAGCAGGUUUACACAUUGGGUUCAAAGGAGGUACUUCGAACCCUUAAUUAAACUGCCUUUGGUUCCUGUCGGAUGCCUUUUUUCCCCUAAAGCAAGUUUCUUUACCUGGUGUGAACUGCGAUGCCCUUGGAGCACACCACUGUGUGUUUUAACCUUUACAAAAGCCAUCUGGGGCAGUGCUAGCUUUCAGGUUUAGUUGUCAUAUUGCAGUUUGAGGUCACCACUAUCUGGGGGACAGGAGUGUGACUUCCUGAGGGCAGGAGCAGAGCAUCAGCAGCCACAUUUGGAGCCGGCAUGGAGGAGGGGAUGUGCCAAGGUGGCGACAGGGAUUGUCUGAGUGCCAGUGAGACCACAGUCUGGCCCGUCACUGGGCCUGCUCAGAACUGCACACCACCGUUAGGCAAGGUUUACGACCUAUUUUAUGAAGUUGUAAGUAUUAUAAGAGGUAUUGAGACUAACGAAUAUGAUAGUUCAGUAAUUUAAAUGUUUAUUUAUUUUUAAUGGAAGCAUUUUGAUUAAAAAGAAUCUAAUUGACAUGGAAAUGCUGAUGAAAUUUCUUACCUGCAAGGAAAAUGAACAUUUUGUAUUUAAGUAAACUACAAUGUGCACAUUUUAAAAGAAUAAAGAAAUCUGACAUUUGAAAAAA
Galeopterus variegatus (Sunda flying lemur) is the source of this 4281-nucleotide messenger RNA. It is a transcript of the gene QSOX2, whose product is annotated as quiescin Q6 sulfhydryl oxidase 2. The transcript is spliced from 13 exons. Gene Ontology annotation, biological process: protein folding. The coding region runs from base 1 to 1833 and encodes 610 amino acids. Lineage: Eukaryota; Metazoa; Chordata; Mammalia; Dermoptera; Cynocephalidae. Gene Ontology annotation, cellular component: Golgi membrane. The record is from RefSeq and is a predicted model, not a curated record. Gene Ontology annotation, molecular function: protein disulfide isomerase activity; flavin-dependent sulfhydryl oxidase activity.